Messenger RNA from Crotalus tigris (Tiger rattlesnake), 2242 nucleotides. It is a transcript of the gene ANKRD13B, whose product is annotated as ankyrin repeat domain 13B. Gene Ontology annotation, molecular function: protein binding. The transcript has 15 exons. Gene Ontology annotation, cellular component: cytoplasm. The coding region runs from base 178 to 2091 and encodes 637 amino acids. NCBI's taxonomy places the organism in Eukaryota, Metazoa, Chordata, Lepidosauria, Squamata, Viperidae. The record is from RefSeq and is a predicted model, not a curated record.
CGCACCUCCCCCCCCCUUUGUGCACCGCGGCGGGGGCGCCUCCUCCUCCUCCUUCCUUCCUCCACCCUCCUCCUUCCUCUUCCUCCGCCUCCUCCUCCUCCUCUGCCGGCGUGCCAGCAGCUCCGGGGCCCGGCUGUCGCUCGGCUCCCCGCGGCCCGGCCCGGCCCCGCGGCGCCCAUGCGGCUGCAGCCCCGGCCAGCCCCUCGCCCCGGUGCCAGGAGGAUGCUGGCCGCUUCUCCCCGAGCUACGAAGGGCGCCGAGAGCCGCUACCCGCUGCACGCGCUGGUCUGGCGCGACCGCCCCGCCGAGCUGGACAGAGCGCUGAGCAACGGCCAGCAGGUGGAUGUUGAGCAGGUGGACCCGCGAGGCCGAACACCCUUGCACCUGGCCACCACCUUGGGCCACUUGGAGUGUGCACGGGUUCUCUUGCGGCACGGGGCAGAUGUGGCCAAAGAAAAUCGGUCUGGCUGGACAGUGCUGCAGGAGGCAGUUAGUACCCAGGAGCAGGAUUUGGUUCAACUGGUGCUGCGUUACCGGGACUACCAGAGAUCCAUCAAGCGCUUGGCCGGGAUUCCCGUCCUGUUAGAAAAACUGCGGAAGGCUCAAGAUUUCUACGUAGAGAUGAAGUGGGAAUUCACGAGUUGGGUUCCUUUGGUCUCCAAGAUUUGCCCCAGUGACACAUACAAGGUGUGGAAGUGCGGCCAGAACCUGCGGGUAGACACAACGUUGCUGGGCUUCGACCACAUGACGUGGCAGCGUGGGAACCACAGCUUCAUCUUCCGGGGUCAAGAUACGAGUGCGGUGUUCAUGGAGGUGGAUCACAACAGGCGGGUGGUCUACUCCGAAACGCUGGCGCUGGCUGCCCACGACCAGGAGACCAUCCUCGCGGCCAUGCAGCCCACCGAGGAGCAGGUGAUGGGGCGCCUGAUGGCCCCCGUGGUCGCCACGCACCUGGACAUGCGCAAUAUCGCCUUCGAGAGGAACAAGACGGGUAUAUUAGGCUGGAGGAGCGAAAAGACUGAGGUGGUGAACGGGUACGAAGCCAAGGUUUACGGGGCUUCCAAUGUGGAACUCAUCACCCGGACGCGGACCGAACACCUUUCCGAGCAGCACAAAGGUAAAACCAAAGGUGGUAAAACCCCAUUGCAGUCGUUUCUGGGCAUUGCCGAACAACACGUGGGUCCCAACAACGGGGCUCUCAUCACGCAGACGCUGAGCCACGCCAACCCCACGGCCAUCACGCCUGAGGAAUACUUUGACCCCAAUUUUGAGCUGGGGACUCGGGAUAUGGGGCGACCCAUCGAACUCACCACCAAGACGCAAAAGUUCAAAGCCAAGUUGUGGCUGUGCGAAGACCACCCUUUGUCCCUGGCCGAGCAAGUGGCCCCCAUCAUUGACCUCAUGGCGGUCAGCAACGCCCUCUUUGCCAAACUCCGGGAUUUUAUCACGUUGCGUCUGCCGCCUGGCUUUCCGGUCAAAAUUGAAAUCCCCAUCUUCCACAUCCUCAAUGCUCGCAUCACCUUUGGCAACUUGAACGGCUGCGACGAGCCGGUGGUCUCCCUCCGCAGCACGGGCAGCCCCGGCAGCGAUGCCCCCUCGACCGGGAGUGACCGGUCCAGCAUCAGCAGCUCCAGCUCCCUUGGCUCCUGCCGCUGCUUUGAGAUGGACCCCUCCCUCUUCGAAGCCCCCCAGGGUUACAGCAUCGUCGGGAGACACCCGGAGCCGUUGCGGGAAGAUGAGGAUGAUUUACUGCAGUUCGCCAUCCAACAGAGCUUGCUAGACGCGGGCAGCGAAUAUGACCAGGUGACAAUUUGGGAAGCGUUGACCAACAGCAAACCAGGCACUCUGCCGGUGUCCCAGGAAGGACGUAGAGUCUGCAGGACACCCCAGCACACGCCGCCCCCGCGGCCCGCCGUCCCCCAGCAGCCACCCCCCCCAGCAGGCCGGGGUCCCGGGCUGCCCACUUACGCCGAGCAGCUGCGCCUGGCCAUGGAGCUCUCCGCCAAAGAGCAAGAAGAAGCCGAGCGGCGUUCGCGCCAGGAGCAAGAAGAACUGGAACGGAUCCUGCGCCUCUCCCUUACCGAACAAUAGGGCCCCCCCUCACCCAGGGGGUCUUGGGCAGGGGCACGCACACACAGCUCCGGCCAGCGCCUGGGGGCCACCAGCCAGCACUAACGGACUGUGCCUUUCCCAGUUCUGGCUCUGCUCAUGCACAAACCUGGGCACCACCAGGACGGAGCGA